Molecule: messenger RNA, 1500 nt
Organism: Sebastes umbrosus (honeycomb rockfish)
Lineage: Eukaryota; Metazoa; Chordata; Actinopteri; Perciformes; Sebastidae
Product: myozenin-2-like
Exons: 6
Coding region: 164-940 (258 amino acids)
Cellular component (GO): Z disc; actin cytoskeleton
Molecular function (GO): telethonin binding; FATZ binding; actin binding
Source: RefSeq, a predicted model, not a curated record
AUCCCGCCAUGAGUUUUAAACGGACUGUUCCUUCUCUGCCGAGGAGAGUCGGAGUGGAGCGUGGAAGCAUCCCAGCUCCAGUACGGGAUAAACCACACGACCGUCCGGACCAGCUACCAACACCCCGACACACAGAUACAGGCAGGAGACACAGAGGAAGAAGAUGAUGAUGAUGAUGCAGUCGGGCCUGGAUGACGUGACUAAGCGGAGGAUGCUGCAGGCUAAUGCUCUGUGUAAGGAGGCCAGGGGAGGGGGUCUGAACCUCGGGAAGAAGAUCAGCGUUCCAAAGGACGUGAUGAUGGAGGAGCUCAACCUCCCGUCUAACCGAGGCUCUCGCAUGUUUCAGGAGAGACAGAAGAGGGCGGAGAGGUACACACUGGAGAACGCUGCCAACGCGGUUUACAACAACAGCAACACUGUCUACUCAGAGGCCGCUCCUCCCCCACAGAUCAUCUCAGAGCCACAGGGAGGAAAAGAGAACCAGGCUUUCUGCAUCCCCGGUAAGCACAGCCUGGUCAUGAACCUUCAGAAGACUGUAGCAAAGAAGGGCAGUCCCGACGUCAUCGCUCCAGGAUAUUCUGGCCCUCUGAAGGAAAUUCCUCAUGAGAAGUUCAACACAACGGUAAUCCCCAAAUCCUACGCAUCCCCAUGGAGCCAAGCUUUGGGAGACAACACAGAGCUCCUGAACGACCUCAAUACCCAGCUACCCCAGCUCCCGCAGGGACUCCAGCCCUCCAACUACAGGUGCUUCAACAGAUCGGCCCUGCCGUUCGGGGGUGCUAUGGCCUCCAAGAGGGUGAUCCCAACGAUUGGCUUUGAGGCGGUGGAAUCCCAGAAGCUCCCUGGCAUCGCUCUGGAACGCAUGGUCCAACGGCCCAACUUCAACAGAGCACCCAGGGGAUGGGGAACUGAUUACCUGCCUGAAUCUAAUGAACUAUGAGAAGUGGGCUGACCAGCUAAAGACUGAACUGACCUAUGCUUGCUGCUCUCUUCCUACAAAAGAUGAUCCCUCUGUUAAUCAGUAGGCGUUGCAGGAGAGAGAAAACACACUCCUGCAUGAUAUAUAAAGUGGUUUGCUACUGCUGAGUGGUUUGACCAGACCGCUGGAAUCACUUCAUUACCACAGUAGAGUCACCAGACAAUGCUGCCACAAGGUGAACAGCUCUACCUACGUUUCCCCUUUGUUAUCCUUAGCCGUAUCUGAUCCCAUCAAUGUCAAUACCAGACACCCUUCUGUCCCCACUCCCAGUCUCCAUCUGAUAACUUUCACACUGGGACUUUUACAUCUUUAUCUCCUCAUGUUGUGUGAGAGCACUAGUAGGAGAUUAACUCUGCCCUUUCACAACAGCUAAAACAACACAAUGAAAGAAAGAUGCACUCAGAUGAACGGUGACAAAAUUGCGUCAUUUUAAUGACAAGUGAAAAUAACAUUCAAAGGAAGCGUUACAAUAAACAAAGUCAUUAUGCUGUGGAAUAUUCAGAUUGUGUCAAAUAAAAAAA